Conger conger (European conger) is the source of this 4220-nucleotide messenger RNA. It is a transcript of the gene fkbp9, whose product is annotated as FKBP prolyl isomerase 9. Gene Ontology annotation, molecular function: peptidyl-prolyl cis-trans isomerase activity; calcium ion binding. Lineage: Eukaryota; Metazoa; Chordata; Actinopteri; Anguilliformes; Congridae. The record is from RefSeq and is a predicted model, not a curated record. The coding region runs from base 373 to 2073 and encodes 566 amino acids. The transcript is spliced from 10 exons.
ACUAAGGAGACUGAAGUAAAGUAGCCUACCACUAGAAUAACUGGAAGAAAACGUAAGAAUUGGGUAAACAUAUUUUUCAGGCAGUCGCUUUUUCAUUUGCAACUUGUUUUCAAGUGCUGUUUUAAUAUAACUGAUAAAUCGUGCAGAUUUUUGGACAGCCUAAGUGAUGGGAGUUUGCUUCGGAUGUUGAGGGGGCCUGUGCUACACGUUUACAUAUCUGCAAAGGGAGGUUCCGUUACGUAGUAAAUCCAUUCAAUCGCGGACAGUUAGAAGAGAUUCGACGCGAGGGGACGAAGGAGGCUGCUAGUAGUGCCAACACAACACAUCGAGCUUCAUAACGAUCCUGGUUAAACUGAUAGUUUUUCCUGCAAAAUGAGACUGCGCUUGCAUAUUAUGAUUUAUCUGGCACUUUUGAUCACUUUCGUUGCUUGCAACGCUCCUCCGGUGCCCCUGGAUGACAUCGUCGUGGAGAAGACUUUCGUCCCUGAGAAGUGUGAAAGGACAGUGAAAUCUGGCGACUUUGUCAGAUAUCAUUACAAUGGCAUGUUCCCCGAUGGCAAAAAGUUUGACUCCAGUUAUGACCGUGGUUCCACAUAUAAUGUGUAUGUGGGGAAGAAGCAGCUCAUUGCAGGCAUGGAUAAGGCCCUGGUCGGGAUGUGUGUGAACCAGAGAAGUGUGGUCAAGAUCCCUCCUGCCCUGGCAUACGGAAAAAACGGAUACGGUGACGUCAUCCCUCCAGACGCCAUCCUGCACUUCGAUGUCCUGCUUCUGGAUAUCUGGAAUCCGGAAGAUAAGGUCCAGUCCCAGACCUACUACAAGCCCGAGACGUGCAGCCGCACUGUCCAGGUGUCUGACUUCAUCCGUUACCACUACAAUGGCACCCUGCUUGAUGGAACACUGUUCGACUCCAGUCACAACCGCAUGCGCACAUAUGACACCUACGUGGGGAUUGGUUGGCUAAUUGCUGGAAUGGACCAAGGCCUGCUCGGAAUGUGUGUCGGGGAGAAACGCAUCAUUACCCUUCCACCGUUCCUGGGCUAUGGGGAGAAUGGAGAUGGCAGUGACAUCCCGGGGCAGGCCUCCCUGGUUUUUGAUGUAGUCCUGUUGGACCUCCACAACCCCAAAGACACUAUCUCGGUGGAGCAGCAGGUGAUCCCUGAAACCUGCACCAGAAAGAGCCAGGAAGGUGACUUCAUGCGGUAUCACUACAACGGAUCCCUUCUGGAUGGGACCUUCUUUGACUCCAGCUAUUCCCGGAACCGCACAUAUGACACCUACAUCGGGAAGGGAUAUGUGAUCGCAGGCAUGGAUAUGGGCCUGCUGGGGGUGUGCAUCGGCGAGAGGAGGAGGGUCGUUAUCCCGCCUCAUCUGGGCUACGGAGAGGAGGGCACAGGCACCAAGAUCCCCGGCUCGGCUGUCCUGGUCUUCGACGUCCAUGUGAUCGACUUCCACAACCCCUCGGACACGGUGCAGGUUACCAGCAGCUACAAGCCCGAUUCCUGCAGCCUCCUGAGCAAGAAGGGCGACUUUGUCAAGUGCCACUACAACGCCAGCCUGCUGGAUGGCACGCCCAUCGGCUCCACACACAGCUUUGGGAAGACGUAUGAUGUGGUGCUGGGGGCAGGGCAGAUGGUGCAGGGGAUGGAGGUGGGACUGAAGGACAUGUGUGUGGGAGAGAAGCGCGUCCUGGUAAUCCCUCCCCACCUGGGCUACGGGGAGAGAGGAGUGGAAGGCGAGGUCCCAGGAAGUGCCGUAUUGGUGUUUGACGUCGAGAUGAUUAGCUUGGAGGAGGGUCUUCCCGAUGGCUACAUGUUCAUCUGGGACAGCGAUGUCUCACCCAAUCUCUUCACUGAGAUGGACAAGAACAAGGACAACAAUGUGGAGCCUUCAGAGUUCUCUGAUUACAUCCUGCGGCAGGUGAAUGAGGGUAAGGGCCGCCUUGCCCCUGGCUUUGACGCCCACAGGAUCAUCGAGAACAUGUUCACGAACCAGGACCGCAACGGCGACGGAAAGAUCACAGCUGAAGAGUUCAAGCUGAAGGCAGACGAGUCUGCCGCACAUGAUGAACUAUAAGACCCAAGGUGCACAGCGUUAGAAAUAUGAUUCAGGGUCAAUAACACUAACCUAAGAACAUUUUUCUAGUGUUCAAUAUUGUUUUGUGUUCGUUUUUAAAAAAAGAUUUUAUUGUAUUUUUCUCCCGGGGGGAGGGGUUGGGGGUUUGGUGUGUAUUUUACAAGUGAGCUGUUGUCAAAUUAAUAAAUGUCAAAAUUGAAUGAGGGGAGGUUUUGAAAUUGCGCUAUGCUCAGGAACCAAGUUGUUGUCUAAAAUGACAGUUGAUGGUGUUGAUGCAAUUGCCUUUCUGGCUCCACAGUAUUAUGUACUUGUGUUUCUGCAGAUUUUCCAGGUAACAAGGGUAUGGGCUCUUUUUCAAAUUCCAGUGGUAAGGACAUGGUAUGAAUAAUUAAGGAUGUUGUAGUUAUUUGAGAUGCUGCCAGUGUGACAAAGGAAGUGUUUUAAGGGCCAGUACAGCGAAGAUUAGCAACUGGCAACUAGGGAAUUACCAUUACCACCAUACAGUUUGGUUUAGAAAGUUUUUGAAAGUCUAUAUUUUCACUAUUAUUCAUGUCGGCUGUUGAUACAGAGGCAAUUAUUGCUGAGCCAAUCAGAGCGCCUGAAUCACUGCAUCACUGAAAAGUGCACAUUAGUGCUGUAAUUAUGCAAAAACAUCUACCAUUAUUUUUCUUCCUCACUGUCUGCUUGACAUAUGUUGUUAGCAGAUGGUGAAGUUUAGACAAAGUUUAAUCCAAAUGUUGUUGGAGGUUUGUGAGGAUGAGGGGAAUACACUGUUCUAUGGAGGGUUUUUCCUAUGCAGAUUCAGAGUGGAUUCAAUUCUACUAGACUUAUCCUGGCACAGCAUAUGAAGGGAAAUUGGUCCCCAAUAAUGUCUAGUAUGUGCAUCCUAGUCUAAUAAUAGGAAAACCCUUUGGACAUAAUGCAUCUUUGUUAUCUAUACUUUAGACAACAGUGCCACAGAAUUAGAUGAACACUCAAUUUCCCAUUGUAUCAUGCCAACCCUAGAAGCUGAAGAGGUGUUAUUAUGUACUGUGGGUACAGUGGUCUUUCCCCCUAAUGUAGUUCAAUUGUUUAUAGUUUUGGUAGAGAGAACUGCUUUUCCCUGCUUACCUCCACAUGUACAAGAAACCAAGUUUUGGUGUAAACUCUUGCCUUUUAUUUGUGUUUUAAUGUGUAUUUGUUCAGGAUUGAGCUGUUUUUAAUUUUCUUUACGAAUGUUGGGGUCUUAACUUUGAUCGAUCAAAUACCCAUUUUUCUGAAUAACAGGUUGUGUUUGCAUAAUAUGUAUAUGUUUUAAUUGGAAUCGUUGGAUCACAGUAAAGGAAAAUACUAAAUGCUGUGCCUAAAAAUAUUUGACAGCAUCCCUGAAGUUUUCACAGAAAUGUCAGAGUAACCUUUAACAUCAUUAUACUGCAAGUGAUAUACAUAAUGAUAUACAUCAAUGCAGUCUACAUGGAAAAAAACAAUGAAAGGAAGCCCUCAAAAUGAUGGCUACAUGAAUUUAGGAAUACUCCCGUUAUCCUUUGUUGACCAAAUUUAAGUGGUUUUUAAAGUGAAGUAGAAUCCAUGUCAUUACUGUAUUUCUGUAGCACUUUACUAUGGUGCUACACAAGAUAUAGUAACUAUGGGAGAGUGAGGCUUCAUCAACCCCUUUAAUAGAAGUAGCUGUCACAAAUUCAUAUUAUGUCCUUGAUUGAAAGACUUCACUUUCUGUAAAGGUAUGAGUGUAACAUAAAAUGCUACAGUGUGUUAAGCAUUGGAUGAUAUUGAUGCUACCUUAUAGGAUUUUAAGGGUAAAUGAGAUUGCAUUUUCCCAUAGCUUUUUAUAAAUAUUUUAUAUCUAUAUACUGUGUAUUUCCAAUGAAAGGUUGUCAAAUCUGAGGCAGCACUGGAAUAAGUUAAGCGUGUCCCCUGGUUGACUGAGUUAUGUUUCCAUUUACUGAAAUCUCCUUCCUUCUUCUGAAAUGUAUGAUUCAGUGACUCCCAAUAUGAAUUAUUUGCUGCAUUUUGAUGAUUUCAUGCAAGAAUGCCUCAGCAAGACUGUGAGUAAUGGGUGUAAGAUGUGUAUCAGUGUGCCUUAAAUUCAAUGUGUUUGUGUGUUUUUUGUUUUUUUUCAUGUCCCUUAAUUAAACAUACAUUCCAAACAA